GGGGUGGGGGUGACGACAUCAGAAUGCGUCGCCGUCACCGCAGCUGCCAUCACCGCCAUGAACAGCGUCGGGGAGGCUUGCACUGACAUGAAGCGCGAGUACGACCAGUGCUUCAACCGCUGGUUUGCUGAGAAGUUCCUCAAAGGGGACGGCUCCGGGGACCCGUGCACCGACCUCUUCAAACGCUACCAGCAGUGUGUGCAGAAAGCAAUCAAGGAGAAAGAGAUUCCUAUUGAAGGCCUGGAGUUCAUGGGCCAUGGCAAAGAAAAGCCUGAAAACUCCUCUUGACCUGCCUGCCACUUGGAAGACAUCAGUAAAGUGAGAGGCUUCUGGAUUCUGUCAGCGAAGGCUGUGAAGCUAGCAUGGGAUUCCAAGAUGUUAAAGGUGUUCUCCUCCAUUCGGAAGCUGUCAUUCCUGCUUUGAGGCAACUUCACUUUUGCUGGCAUCCUGAGGAACUCCUCGUGCCACAGCAGAACAGCUUCUUGGGGUUAUGGUUGCAAACUAUGGUCUGGCAUCAGCUUUAACUGGUCCUUGGAUGUGGGUAUGGUAAACUGGUCAGGAUUAAGGCUGGCAGCGUUUGCUGCAGAGGACCUGGGUGGACUAUGGGAGGCAUUGCUCACGGGGGUCGGUCAGGACCUCUUUUUCCUCUCAGGGAUGCUCUGAAAAGGGAUGCGGACACAACCGGUUCAAUCACUGCUUGGAAACAUGAUUGUAAUUUUAUAGUAACGCUUCCGACUGCUGGUGGCCUGGGUUAUGGAAGAAGACAGCUUUGCGGAGCUCUUGCCUUAACGAGGUGUCAGCUUACCAUUCAGAAUCUUCAGAAAUGACAUAAACACCAACUUUGGAGCUCACAGCGUUGCUGCUCACAACUCCAACCCCUGGGGUGGCCGUGCAAGAGUCAUCUGCGUCCCAGGUUUGCUGUUGCUAACUUUCAACUCCAUGAGUUCAAGUCAGUGUGCAGAUCACAUAAAAGGCGACUGUGUCCGGCUAUGUGGGGAAAGGUGCUUACUGAUUUUUGUUUGCCUACCAUGCCCUAAGUCUGUAAUCAUGAAAUGAAAUAAAUCCUAAAAUUCAAACUUUA
Mus caroli (Ryukyu mouse) is the source of this 1081-nucleotide messenger RNA. It is a transcript of the gene Triap1, whose product is annotated as TP53 regulated inhibitor of apoptosis 1. The record is from RefSeq and is a predicted model, not a curated record. Gene Ontology annotation, biological process: phospholipid translocation. NCBI's taxonomy places the organism in Eukaryota, Metazoa, Chordata, Mammalia, Rodentia, Muridae. Gene Ontology annotation, molecular function: phosphatidic acid transfer activity. Gene Ontology annotation, cellular component: mitochondrial intermembrane space; nucleus; cytosol.